Messenger RNA from Penicillium argentinense, 993 nucleotides. RefSeq names its product regulator of G-protein signaling domain-containing protein. Lineage: Eukaryota; Fungi; Ascomycota; Eurotiomycetes; Eurotiales; Aspergillaceae. The transcript is spliced from 2 exons. The record is from RefSeq and is a predicted model, not a curated record. The coding region runs from base 1 to 993 and encodes 330 amino acids.
AUGCUCAAGAAGAAGUCCCUGGCACCCGCUUUCUUCUGGAACACCACCCCCUCUAGCACCCCCGAACUGUCGCCCACUUCGUCUGACAGCGACUCUGACGAGGAUAUGGAACCUGCUGGCUCCCGACCGGUCAGCCUGGCCGUCUCGGCGGGAGCCUUCUGCCCCAUGCGCCCGACGCUCGACGAUGUUUUGGCCAACGCCGCCCCGCCCCCAUACACCCUCAGCGCCUUCAUGGCUUACCUCUCCCAAAACCACUGUCUCGAGACCCUCGAAUUCACUCUCGAAGCCAAACGCUACCGCGAUACGUUUUACUCGCUGGUCGACCGCCUCGGCGAGGACGCUGUUACCUCGGAUGGCCCGGAAAGUGCGCACCUGCGCAUGCUCUGGCAACGGCUGCUCGUGGCGUAUAUCCUGCCCGGUGCCCCGAGGGAAAUCAACCUCUCCAGCGAGGUGAGGGAUGGUCUUCUGCGUUACCGGGAGGUGUUGUUGCCGCCGGUUCCUGAAACGCUCGAUUCGGCUGUUAAGCGGAUACACGAGUUGAUGGAAGAUCCCGAGGAUACCAUCAACCUCUCCAGCACGAGUCUGGACGAGAAUCCCAUGAAACGCGCCCGGUCCCGCGCAAAGCGCACCUCCCCUCAAUCCUCAACAAAGGAUCUACCGGGUACAGGACCAAGCGGCCGCUCAGCCCUUUCUCUCGGUGCGGUACACGCCCUCGGCAAGCGUGCGUCCGGUGCUCUACUCACCACCUCCGGCGAGUCCGUCUCCGUCGCUUUGACAGACGACUCCAGCCCGCAAUCCAGCCCCACCGUCGAAGAGCCCAUGACGCCGCCAACCACGCCGCCCGCCUCGGAACCUCAUCUCCCGAUGCACAGCCCCAAACUGCGCACCGAAAACCCAUGGAAGAAAAUGGGCAUGAAGCUGGGCUUUAAGAAGCGCUCCGGUGGCGCCAGCGGCUCCCGCGCAGACCCCAAAAUUCUCGGUCUUGAAGAUUGA